AUGGCUUCCGCAUCCAGGGUCCAUCUUGAGGCAUCUCAGACCCCCCAAUACCAUGUCAAGAGUCUGGAAGCUGAAAGCGCGAGGACAACAUCGGAACUGCUGCAAGUCAACCAUGAAAAGCACCACAUCUUCUUCAACAGGUCUGGUUUCCACAAUCACAUUGCGCAUCACCUGCUCACCAUUUUCGCUCUCGGCGCUACACCACAGGAGAUACAGCAAGGCUACGACACAAAUGUCUCAUAUCAAAGGCCACCUGAACCUUUGAAAGAAGCCAUCGUCAAUGACAUGCGUAAGCCAGAGCGCUUCAAGACCUAUCUUGGGAAGGAGCAAUAUUACCAUGAUUUCCUUGUGUUCUUCCAGAAAGAGAUCGAAACAAAAACUUGGCAACGUGUACUUGAUGAGUUUCUUUUCGCAAGCGAUGAACGAGCAGAGGAUCUACUGGCUCGUUCGUAUGCCGGCUUUCUUCAUCCAAUCAUUCAUUGGGGGUUUGGGGUUGAGUUUCAACAACCGGCGAUUAUCGCGGAAGGGCUGGCGCAAGCAUGUGUGCACGACAAGUGGAUGAGAUCGCUGUUUCUCGCCGUUGAAGAGGCAGCCGAAAAGAAAAGAGACGCAGGUGACAGGAAGACGAUCGUACAACUACUUGAAGAGGUAAGGGAGGACAAAGAGCUAAGUAAUGCUGCGCACUGGGAAGACGGGAACAAAAUCCGCGACGGGAUCAUGAAGAGAGCACUUGAUAAGAUGGUCGCAGUUGCGAGCCAGUACACGAUCCGGGAGGAUGAUGAUCUCGAGGAAAAGACAGCUGAAAUGAUCAACGCCGCAGUUUACUUCACAGCUGCAGCCCAGCGUCCGCCGCACCAAGUCAAGUUUGAUUUCUUCUAUAUGCAUUGCGUUACAUCGUCUAUCUUCUUCUCAAAUAUCCUAUCCUCCGCCAACAACUUGCUCACGCCCGAAGCAAAACGACGUCUUUUAGAAUGGAAGGUCUGGAACGACAUCGUCAUGUACGCAUCGCGACACUCACCAGACCUUCUCCUCUCUGAGAUUGCGGAUUACAAACCAAAAGAAGAUUCAGAUUGGGACAACAUCAUCCUGCGAGUGAACAAAUUAUCGGAUGAUGGCCACGCAAGCAAAGUAAUCAGAGCACUAGCUAACGGUCAGAACGCGUGUCGGCCAUACGAGGACAGGCCAGGCUUCGUAAUCAGGGGUGAUGCGUGGAGAAAGAUAGGGCACAUGGCUAUCGACUCCGUGGAGGCGGGAGAGCCGCUUUGGACUAGAGGCUGUGGGUUUGAUCAGGCAUGGGAAGACGUCCCAUUGAGGGACGGCGCAAAGCUUUGA
Messenger RNA from Boeremia exigua, 1332 nucleotides. RefSeq lists its product as uncharacterized. The transcript has 2 exons. Gene Ontology annotation, molecular function: oxidoreductase activity. Lineage: Eukaryota; Fungi; Ascomycota; Dothideomycetes; Pleosporales; Didymellaceae. The coding region runs from base 1 to 1332 and encodes 443 amino acids. The record is from RefSeq and is a predicted model, not a curated record.